CCUCCUGUAACGAUCUGCACUGUUGUGACGGAAAGCCCCUUUGUGUUGUAAAUGUUAUACAAAUGCGCUUUGUGUAUUCUAGCCAUUUAAAUUAUGUCAACUGACAAAAUCUCAAGUGUGUUUGAGAGUGUUUCCAGAUUGGGCAUGUCUGAUGAUUAGUCUAUGCAUCUGCAGGGCACCUAGUCACUCAGCCAAGCAACGUAUAUAAACAUGCGAGGUGACUACGUAUUGAAUGCCUCAAAAUCCAAGUCUCUCUACCUACAUUGCAAGGAAACUUCUCAGUUACUGCGACGUUCUUCUCUCGCUCAAAUGUGCCACAGCAAAAUCCUUCAUCCGCAUGGCAUAUCAUAUUUGUAAAUGAUUAACUACGGCUGGAUUAUUCACGUAAUACGGAUUUUGAUUACACAUUGCUGGCAUAUUCUUUGCAGAAACUUAAGAGGACGCAUAUGUAGUAGCUUCCUCUACUCAAGGCGAAAAAGCACGUUCUCGGACACUUCUCGUUGCCUUUCAAGCCAUAACCUCUUGCUGGGUAGGCCAGCACACUCACUGAAAUGAGCUCCAAGAGCCCUAAAUUGAAUAGGAACCAGCUUGAGGCCAAUGUAAAUAUUCUGAAGGAAGAAAUCAAACGACUUCACAAGGAAAUAUUUCAAGUCAGGACAGAAUUGAAGAUACAAAGAGCGAGAACUCUGGACUUGACUUAUGAUUUACAAGAGAAAGAGCAGGAGCUAGAACAGCGAAAGAAAGAUUAUGAUCAAGAGAUGAAUGACAUUAUUUCCAAACUUCUUCUCCUAGAGGGGGAUUUUCGAAAGGAGCAAGCCGAGAUCAAAACACUUCUCGAAGCUAGGGAAGUCACAAUCGAGUCGCUGUACAACGAAGUCACCACAAAAGACAGGCAGAUCGAAUCACUGCGAAAGAAAAUAGAUUUGUUAAAAUCGCAGCCUGAAAAAGACGAUAGACUAAAACUGGAGAAGAAACUGCACUCACAGAAGUUAGAAAUUGACAAUCUUCGGAACGCAAAUGCUCGUUUAUUAGAGUCUUUGUCUCAUGUCAGACUCAAUACGCAUAGCAAUCGUCAAGCGAGAUUACGGAGAAGUUCUACGCCAGCAAGCCGCGGGCAUGGAAGAAAUCAGCUGAAUAAUUCAGAAAUGCCGGAAUGGAAGGAGGAACUUUCAGCUUUUUUCUAACCUGUUCAUUACUUGAAAAUACGUGUCAUUCUUCUUAUCGGUCGGCAUUAUUUAAAACAUAUGUCGGCUAUUGAUUAAGUUGAGAUUCUUGCCAUUUUUCUCGUUUGUAAGACUUUUUCAAAACCAGAGCGACCGGCGGAUCGAGAGCUUCGCGCGAUUCAAGGGAGAACGCGCGAGUAAGGAGCAACUCCCAUUUUUCCACUCGUGUCCAUAAUUCUAAAUGAAACUCUCUAAGAUAUUUCGUACUCAGACAUCUAUGUGUUAUCUAUAAAUAAUGUAUAAAUUAGAGAUAAAUAUAUCGAUUGCAUGGAAAAAUAUGUUCAAAGAACAGUGAAUAUAUCGAAAUAUCUAGUGAAUCUCAGAGCUCAAAAAUGUCAGGAUGAGGUGUCUUGAUGGAGGCCUCAAGGUAUUAACUGUUUACAUAUGAGUCAUGGUUAUGGUUUUUUUCUUCUUAGUCAAAGAACACGUGGGGGACGACUAAGGUUAUCAUCGACACACCUGUAUGGGUCGCUGUGUGUUUAAAUGUGUUGGUGUUAUCCAAAUUAUAGACACUGCUCAAGUGCGAAUUAAAGACAAUUCUACUUCUUUUACCAAUAGAAAUUUUAGGGGGAAAAUAUUGAGUUCACAUAGUUCCUUCCGUUAUUCACUACAGAAGAAUAAAGAUAAGAUUUACUUCCUCUGAAA
This is a messenger RNA of Pocillopora verrucosa, 1868 nucleotides long. RefSeq names its product cytotardin-like. Lineage: Eukaryota; Metazoa; Cnidaria; Anthozoa; Scleractinia; Pocilloporidae. The record is from RefSeq and is a predicted model, not a curated record.